This is a messenger RNA of Varanus komodoensis (Komodo dragon), 1103 nucleotides long. RefSeq names its product C-C motif chemokine 5-like. Gene Ontology annotation, molecular function: chemokine activity; CCR chemokine receptor binding. Gene Ontology annotation, cellular component: extracellular region. The coding region runs from base 36 to 308 and encodes 90 amino acids. Gene Ontology annotation, biological process: cellular response to interleukin-1; inflammatory response; immune response. The transcript has 3 exons. The record is from RefSeq and is a predicted model, not a curated record. NCBI's taxonomy places the organism in Eukaryota, Metazoa, Chordata, Lepidosauria, Squamata, Varanidae.
CACAGUCCGCCACCUGCUCUUCCGCUUCACCCAGCAUGAAGACCUCUGCCGCUGCCUUCGCUAUGCUCCUGGUCCUGGCCUGCUUCUGCCUGGCCGUCACGAGUCCCCUCGGUGUCGGCAAUGCUCCCUGCUGCAACGCGCACACCAGCAAGAGAAUUCCAGCCCGCAUUGUGAAGAGCUUCUUCCACACCAGUGGAACCUGCCGCCUGCCUUCUAUAGUGUUUAUCCUCAAGAAUGGCAAACAGGCCUGCGCGAAUCCACGUGACCCGUGGGUCAUUGCUAUCAAGGAUCGCCUGGAACAGAUCUGAAUAUCCUGCGGCCUCCCCAUCGCUCCACGAGAAAACGCCAUCCCGAACCUCAGCAGCACAUGCCGUGGCUGCUCCACUGGCCUCGCGCUCUCUCCCCGCAAAUCCUGGCUGAGCCCUCCGGGCAGGCACCCCAGAGAGCCUCACCCUGAACGCAGCCGCCUGGAAGCUUCUCCUCAGACAGCGAGGGAAGGCGAGCGCUCCCCAGGCCACUGGCCCGAGGACGGCCUGCCCCCCUUCCCCGGCUGGAAAAACCCUCUUCCUCCACACCAUUUUCACGGCUCCAAGCGGCACUGGAAAGUGCUGCUUUCCACCACUCAGAUCUGAUGUUGAGUCCAAAUGGUCACGGCUGUGGGAAACAGCUGCUCACCAGGUGCAGAGUUUACAUUCGGUCUUGGCUUUCGGCCUUGGGAAUUUCCCCAGCGAUUUUCAAAAGUGGUGUGUGACCCUAAUGUUUGCCCUUGCAAGAUGGGGGGAAGCUGCAGUCCUCCAGCACCCCCUCCCCUCCCCUCCCCUCCCCUCCCCAGGUAGCUCUCAGGCCCGGACCAAGAAACCAAACAUCUCAUGCUGAGAUCCAGUGUUACUGCUAAAACCGUGUCCAUACCUUGUUUUCCCUCCACUUCUGAACUGACUGUUGUGUCUUUAUGUUUGUAUUUAUUUGCCGGGGCAUGAGGUAUUAUUUCAGGGUUUUUCUAUGUUUAUUUAUAGCUAAUAUUUACGAAGCCUGUUCACUAUUUAUAUGAGCCUCCCUUCCGUAUUUGUUUAUUUAUUUCAACAAUAAAGAUGCAACCUGCCUUA